GCCGUCAGCUUCCGUCGCUUCCGGGUGCGACCGCUGCUUCUGUCCGACUGGGCGCUCGUAGCGUGUGGUCCCGCCUUUCUGCGCCUGACUACACAACUGCCCCUUCCCUGUUGCCAGCGGUAGGGACAUGAGUGUUCCUGAGCCGCCCCCCCCGGAUGGGGUCCUGGCAGGGCCACCCUUCGUCCUGGGGCCCGGGGAGCCGAUGCCGGGUUUAAGUGACACUUCUCCAGAUGAAGGGUUAAUAGAGGACUUGAACGUAGAAGACAAAGCUGUGGAGCAACUGGCAGAAGGAUUGCUUUCUCACUACCUGCCAGAUCUGCAGAGAUCAAAACAAGCCCUCCAGGAACUCACAUCAAAAAGAAAACCCAUCUCCUGCAGCAUUAGGCGGAGGCCUGUGGUAAUAAACACAGUGUUUUACUCAGUAGUUCCUGACUUUUUUGAGAAGGAGUUCACUGAAGCUAAACACUAUCAUGCCAAGUUGGUAAAUAUAAGAAAAGAGAUGCUGAUGCUUCAUGAAAAGACGUCAAAGUUAAAAAAAAGAGCACUUAAGCUGCAGCAGAAGAGGCAGAAAGAAGAGCUGGAAAGGGAGCAGCAACGAGAGAAGGAAUUUGAAAGAGAAAAGCAGUUAACAGCCAAACCAGCCAAAAGGACUUGAAAAGUUGAAUGUGUGUGUGUGUUUCCUUCCCCCACCCCAUAUUCUUUAGAUUUAAGAUGACCUAAGUGUAGACUGAAGAUAAGGUAGUGCCUUACACCAUUGUGUUCUGUUUUGAAAUCCUUCCCCCAGGAAUGCUAUCUCUGUAUCUUCAUUUUAGCCAUUCCAGAGGCUUUUGUUUUUUUGAGUAAAAGACUUUAACGUCACUUGGUUUGGAUAGUAUUUAUAUGUAAUUUUUCAACUUAUGUUUGGCUUAAUUUUAAAAUGCAUCAUUUUGGCCAUGAAUCAUUUAUAAACCGGUAAAUGGUCUGAUUGUUUUAAUAGUCUAGACUAAGUGCUUAGAAAUUAGUAUGAGUUUUUUAGAUUCUUAAGUGUGGAUGUAAAACUUUCAGUUUCUUAUUUUAUGAAACGAUUUGCCUUUCUGGCAGUACAAUGCUGGUUUCUGGCAGUUGCUUUUUCAUUGCUUGGUUAAAAAGAAAUGCCAACUGUUUAAUCAUAUAUGCCACUGGAAAAGAGGUGGUAUAAGCAAUCCUUUGUGAAGAACAUGACAGAAAACUGUGUUCACAGGGAAUAGUAGCAUCUUAGACAUUGGAUUGGGUGAGCAAGAUGCCAGAUAGAUUCCACUAACCAUACACUCUGUUUUCUUCCUAGCAUUGUCGUUGCUAUUUAGUUCUUAUGUAGCUUCUGGGUUCAAAGUAGAUUAUAUCUGUUACUAAAGCUUGGCAUAUUAUAUACCGUAAUUUGCUUAUUUAUAAUACCUAGUAAGAUUCGUCACACACUGAGAUAUAGUUGUCAAGUUGGUAAGAUAGUGAGCCCACCUUUCCAGAUGGGAGAUCUAACCACUAGUUCUGUCUAUCCUCUGAUGCUGCGUGGCCUUACAUGUGGUUAUUUUUUCUGUGCUUUUAAAAAAUUCUUAAAGUAGAAUGGUAUAUUGUACCAACUUUCCAUUUUAUAGAUAAUGACAAGAAUUGUGGAAAAUUAGUAAGUGGCUUCUUCACAAAAGAGGAAGCAUGAUAUCUUUAGUGUUUUCUAGACCACCCCCCUCCCCUCCCCGAUAUCAUAAGGAGAAACUUAUGUGAGGGAAAUUAUAUAGUUUUAUUGUUUAAAAUUGAGAGUAUAUUAUUCACUAUUUUAAUAUUAUUUAAUAUCCAACUAGCCUCCAAUCUGUUACAUAGAGACUAUAUAAAUAGAACCUGUAACAGUGUUGAUUAGAAUGUAUAUCUUUUAUAAUCUAUAUUACAUUUUAGGUAAGCUGGAGUUACUACCUCUGAUCACAUAUCACGCUGAUUAAUGAUGGAGAAGGCUUUAGAUUUGAGUGCUAAGAACUAGUCUGUUUAAAGGUUUAAAUAGUUUGUUUGAAAGCCUUUCUCUUCUUUAGAAUGAAUGAAUUAUGAUCUCUCAAUUCACUUGACUUUGACCUUGUAUUUAAGAAUAUAUUCUAUUUUAAAAGGCCACGUGUUGCCCUCAAAUACCAGCUAAAAUUGCCUAGGGCAGGAUUCAUUAGCGAUUGUGGGACAACAUCACCUGAAUUGCUGCGACUCUUUUAUAACCAAACCUACAAAGGCUGUGCAUUGUUUCUUAGAGUGGUUUGUGGACCAGCUGCAAUGAUUAUUUAACAGCUGGUUCUUGGGCACUACUCUCAAUCUACUGAGGUAAAUAUGUUUGUUUUGCCUCUUUUAAAAAAAGUUUCCCCAAGUAAUUCUGAUGCACCUUAAAGGUUGAGAACCACUGGUCUAGUGGUCUGGGUCAGAGGAUCCCACGCUAGGCUGCAUAUCAUUAUCACCUGGGAACUUAAAAAACACAACCACCAGACAUUCAGGAAGAUUCUUACUCAUUAGUUCUGAUGUGGUGCUCAUGCAGAUUUUAAAGAGCUCCCCAGAUAAUUCUGAUGUAAGGAACUACUACUGGUCCAGCUACCUAGUGAUUUAUAUUAAAAGAAGUAAAAUAGUUUAAAGGCCACCCAGUAACUCUUGGGAUUAAUCUUAUGAAAUAAGUUCUGGACUGCUUUUUUGAUAUAAAGUCAGUUUUAAGACUGAAAUAGAUAGCAUGCAGGAAAGAUACAAAGAUUCUAGUUAAUUCAUUGAACUUCUGUGACCUGUAUUAAAAUAAAUCAUGUUUAUUGAAUAAAUGGCAAGGCACAUAUACUUUUGAAUUGUAUUAUUUAAGUUUUGAGGAUUUUUAAAAUGUUAAGAAUAUAUAUGAGCAUUCACUAUUUUUAGGUAAAUUGUAAAUAAGAAGUAGUUACUUUGGUAAUUAAAAUCUGAAACUUUAGCUGUAUUUCAAUAGCAUAGAAACAUAUCUUACUGAUGAAAUCUGAACAGAACCCUUACAAUUAGUUUUACUGUAUUUUUGCACAAAAUAAUGACUUGGUACUAGGGCUGAAAACUUGCCUUUGGUUUUUUGUUUGAAAAAAAAUUGCCUUUAUUUUGAAACUGUCACACAUGUACUGAACUAAAAUGGGUUAAUUUUGUAUUUACUUGGUAGGAGGUAUCAUGUGGCUAUGCAGAUAUGGACUGUAACAAGGAUUGUGUCCUCAGUUAUUGGGUGGAUACAGCUUGUCUGAUUUGUCUGAUUUGGAGCUUGUACAAUGAGGACUACUUUUCUACGCAUUUAAUUAAAAGCCUCUGAAUUAUCCAAA
Messenger RNA from Hipposideros armiger (great roundleaf bat), 3290 nucleotides. It is a transcript of the gene BLOC1S6, whose product is annotated as biogenesis of lysosomal organelles complex 1 subunit 6. Bases 128 to 655 code for a protein of 175 amino acids. NCBI's taxonomy places the organism in Eukaryota, Metazoa, Chordata, Mammalia, Chiroptera, Hipposideridae. Gene Ontology annotation, cellular component: BLOC-1 complex; transport vesicle. Gene Ontology annotation, biological process: intracellular transport. The transcript has 5 exons. The record is from RefSeq and is a predicted model, not a curated record.